This is a messenger RNA of Iphiclides podalirius (scarce swallowtail), 1563 nucleotides long. The record is from the annotation of a GenBank genome assembly. NCBI's taxonomy places the organism in Eukaryota, Metazoa, Arthropoda, Insecta, Lepidoptera, Papilionidae.
AUGACCGAUUCAAAAUAUUUUACCACCACCAAGAAGGGUGAGAUUUUCGAAUUAAAAUCGGAGUUGAAUAGUGAUAAAAAAGAGAAGAAAAAAGAAGCAGUUAAAAAGGUUAUAGCUUCAAUGACGGUCGGAAAAGAUGUGUCUGCACUCUUUCCUGAUGUGGUCAAUUGCAUGCAAACUGACAACUUAGAACUAAAGAAAUUGGUGUAUUUAUACUUAAUGAAUUAUGCCAAGUCACAACCUGAUAUGGCAAUAAUGGCAGUGAAUACAUUUGUCAAGGACUGUGAAGAUUCAAAUCCUUUGAUUCGGGCAUUGGCCGUGAGGACCAUGGGAUGCAUCCGGGUGGAUAAAAUCACUGAGUACUUAUGCGAGCCCCUGCGGAAGUGUCUGAAGGAUGAGGAUCCAUACGUCAGGAAGACAGCAGCGGUUUGCGUUGCAAAGUUGUAUGAUAUAUCGUCCAGCAUGGUUGAGGAUCAGGGCUUCCUGGACCAGCUGAAGGAUUUGCUCAGCGACUCCAACCCCAUGGUGGUGGCAAACGCUGUGGCAGCUCUCUCGGAGAUCAACGAAGCCAGUGUCUCUGGGCAACCGCUUGUUGAGAUGAACGCGCCCACCAUCAACAAGCUGCUCACCGCGCUCAACGAGUGCACCGAGUGGGGCCAGGUGUUCAUACUGGACGCCCUCUCCAACUACUCGCCGAAGGACGCGCGCGAGGCACACUCGAUAUGCGAGCGAAUCACUCCCCGGCUGGCGCACGCCAACGCGGCGGUGGUGCUGUCCGCCGUGAAGGUGCUGAUGAAGCUGAUGGAGAUGGUGUCCGAGGACACUGAGCUGGUGAACACCCUGUCCCGGAAGCUGGCACCGCCCUUGGUCACCCUACUCAGCGCCGAGCCCGAGGUGCAGUACGUGGCGCUGAGGAACAUCAAUCUGGUCGUGCAGAAACGUCCCGACAUCCUUAAGCACGAGAUGAAGGUGUUCUUCGUAAAGUACAACGACCCGAUCUACGUGAAGCUGGAGAAACUGGACAUAAUGAUACGGCUCGCGUCGCAGGCGAACAUAGCGCAGGUGCUGGGCGAGCUGAAGGAGUACGCCACCGAGGUAGACGUGGACUUCGUGAGGAAGGCGGUUCGAGCCAUCGGCCGAUGCGCCAUCAAGGUGGAGCCAUCCGCGGAGCGCUGCGUGUCCACUUUGCUCGAGCUUAUCCAGACGAAGGUGAACUACGUGGUGCAGGAGGCGAUCGUGGUGAUAAAGGACAUCUUCCGCAAAUACCCCAACAAGUACGAGAGCAUCAUCAGCACGCUCUGCGAGAACCUCGACACGCUGGACGAGCCCGAAGCCAGGGCGUCCAUGGUCUGGAUAGUUGGCGAGUAUGCGGAGAGAAUUGACAACGCUGACGAGUUACUUGACUCCUUCCUCGAGGGUUUCCACGAUGAGAACGCACAAGUUCAACUGCAGUUGCUGACCGCUGUCGUGAAGCUUUUCCUGAAGAGGCCUGCCGACACUCAAGAGCUGGUGCAACACGUGCUCAGUCUGGCCACUCAAGACUCUGACAACCCUGACUUGAGG